UCCACUAUAGAGAACUUUUUUCUCUUUCUUUCUCGUCCACUGAUAUUGCAAUAUUUGUCAAUUGUUACAUGAGUGAUGAUGAUUCAUUAAUUCAUCACAGAAUUGGCAAUGAAAUUAAAUCUACAAAACAAUACGUUGACAAUUGGUGUGAAUGAGGUUCCACCUUAUACCCUACUUGAUAAAGAAUAUCUUCAUAUGGAUUGUGGAUCCGAAAUGGGACUAAUCAAAGCGAUGGCUUCAUAUUUUAAUUUUUCAAUAAAUUUUAUCAAUUAUAAUAAAAUUGUUGGCCAAAAACAUCGUAACGGAUCAUGGACCGGUUUAAUUGGAUCACUGAUUGAUCAGCAAAUAGAUAUUGGAAUCGGUGCCAUAAGUUUUGAUUAUAAUAAAUCAAUUAUAUUACCAUUUCUUUAUCCACAUUGUAUAAGUUCGGUUACAUUUGUAACGCAAGCACCACGAAUCAUUUCAACACAAGUUUUACAUCGUCCAUUCGCUUCUUUUGUUUGGUAUUCAUUAAUUUUUGCACUAUUAAUUUGUUUCAUUUUUGAUCGUAUACAAAGACAAUAUAAUUGGAAAAAAAUUGAUUUAUUCUGGAUAAGCUUUGCUCAAUUAUUUCAUCAAAAUUCUUAUCAAAAAUUGUCCUUUCCAUCAUACAUAUCAAUUUGGAUGAUAUCAUGGAAUCUGGGAAUGUUUGUUCUAAGUAUCGCAUAUUCUAGUUGUUUGUAUUCAUUGAUUGCAGCACCAUCAUAUUCCAUGACCAUCGAUACUAUCAAACAAUUAUUCAAUGCAAUUCAUUCUGGACAGAUUAUUGCAACAAGUUUGGAUGAACCUAGAUAUAUCGAAUACUUUCAGGAUUGGAUUGGAAAUUCAACCAAUGAAAUUGAUGAUAUCUGGAAAACCGUUCCAAAUACAAUUUCGGCAAUGAAAAUGAUACGUGAUUCAUUUAUUAAUAAAACGAAAACACCUUAUGCUUAUAUAGAUUUACGUGAAACACUUCAAUUUGCUCGGACUGAUUUUGGCGAAAGAUAUUUCUAUCUACCAUCCGAAAGUUCAUUUUCGCAAAUGUAUUCAAAUAUUUUAGCCAUACCUUUACGUACAGAUUUUUCAUUUUAUAAUGAAUUCAAUCAAAUACAAAAACGCCUAUUUUCUUCCGGUUUAUUAAACCAUUGGCAACAAGAAUGUUAUAUCGAAUUGAAAGGUAAACGAAAAGCCAAUACAACCCCAUUGAUGACAAAAAAAAUGGCAUUCACAUUGAAUCAAUUGAAUAAUUUUUUCAUGGUAUAUAUUCAAUCGAUUCUAGUUUCAAUCAUAAUGUUUGCCAUUGAAUUUUUUUGGCGUUUAUUCUGUCCCAUAAGAUGACAUGUAUUUUUUUCUGACAAAAAAAAAUCUUUCAUCGAUCGAUUCAGUUUUUUUUUACCUUUUCAAAAAUCUAUGAAUUU
Messenger RNA from Dermatophagoides farinae (American house dust mite), 1436 nucleotides. RefSeq names its product putative glutamate receptor. Lineage: Eukaryota; Metazoa; Arthropoda; Arachnida; Sarcoptiformes; Pyroglyphidae. Gene Ontology annotation, molecular function: ligand-gated monoatomic ion channel activity. The record is from RefSeq and is a predicted model, not a curated record. Gene Ontology annotation, cellular component: membrane.